Molecule: messenger RNA, 1121 nt
Organism: Malaya genurostris
Lineage: Eukaryota; Metazoa; Arthropoda; Insecta; Diptera; Culicidae
Exons: 5
Coding region: 146-1009 (287 amino acids)
Source: RefSeq, a predicted model, not a curated record
UCAACCAGUUUCAAUACCGGUUGCGUGCAAGAGUGAUAUCGAUCCGUGAUUUUUUCCCUAGACCGAGCGCGGGUGGAGUGAUUUUGUACAAGUACAAUUAAACGAUAAAGCCUGUGUGCUGUGCCUCAAAUACAGAACAGAGAAAAUGAUGGAGAAGGUCGCCGUCUCAAUGGUGAUGCUGUUGUGUUCGAUCGUGGCUAUUUGCAAUGCUGAAGAUUCGUGUCCGCCGGCACCGAAACAUUACCUGGAGCUCGGCUGCAAGCCAAUUCAAGAUAAAGGACAACGCUGUCCAAACAGAUUCGAAUGCCCGGAGUUAACAGAUCGUAGCGGCGAGAAGUGUUAUUUCAAUGGAAACAUUUAUGACGCUGGGAAGUCAUUGUCUGUGGAAGACCAAGAACUGGUUUCCUGUUCGCCUGGAUGCCGAUGUGAUAAUAAUACUUCUCCUGCAUCUUUCACCUGUGCAUACAUCGAUUGUCCAGAAUUCUUCAAUCAUGGUAGUGAUGAGAGCUGUAUCUAUCAAUAUACUGCACGUGGCUGCUGUGCUUCAGGAAAAGUUUGUGGGGAGGACAUGGAGAAACUAAGCGUGUGUUACAUGGAUGGUGAAAAAUAUCUAGAAGGUCAAAAGAUAUACCCUAAAAACGAUGGUUGCUACUUCUGCCAUUGUCAGAAAAAUUUCGACAACAGUACUAUUGUGGGAAAUCCAAACUGCUAUGAAAUCAACUGCGGUAUUGAGCUUCGCAAUAUCGAUCGAGUGAUGGAGGGUUGCAUUCCCGUGUAUUUUGGAACUGAUCGAUGCUGUCCUAUCUCAUGGAGAUGUCCUGAAGACGAUGAUAAAGUUAUCGUCGAAGGACGACUUGACGCUGUUGAAACUGUAAAUCCAAAAAUGCAGUGUAAUUUUGGAAAUCUUACAAUGAGUGUUGGCGAUUCACUUUUUUCCGACGAUAAAUGCAUUUCGUGCAAAUGCACCGUGCCUCCUAUGCCACAUUGUAUUCAGUCAAGGGAUUGUUGAAGAGUUUGAAUGUCGUAAAAGUCAUUAUGUUAAGUAUUUUAAUAAAUAGUAUAAGUUAUGGGUCAUAAGCAGGCUAAAGGUUGUGCUCUCAUAACGUUUUUUUAUUUUUGAA